AUGGCCUUGGUCCCUUAUAUCCACGUUGGGCUGCCUCGCUCCCUAAGGCAGGGCCUUCUGCAGGGGCGCCCUGCAAAUGGGCAAAACCAAGAGGUGCCCAAAACCAUGCAUUCCCUGCGGCGAGAAAGGCCAACAGGGGGCCGGGCCGAGCCCGGGAGCCUCCGCGGGGAGCCGGGCACGGAGCUGCCAGCGCGUCCCCCGAGCGCGCCCGGCCACUGCCCGACGCUGCGCUGCCCCGGCGAGGGCGAGGACCGUCCCCUGCGCCAGCCUCGCGGCCCCGAGAGCAGCCGCCCGCGCCCCGCUCCGGCCCGACCUCCUUCCGCGGGCUGCUCCCCGCGCUCCGCAGCCGCCGCCCGACCCGCCGCUCCUCUGCCCGCGCAGCGCAACCCUCGGAGCAGGGCCCGGCGGCGGCGGCGGCCAGGGAGGCCCACCGAGCCCCGCCGCGCCGCCCCCGGCUGCGAGGCGCCAGCGGCCCCUGCAGGCGGCGGCCCGCGCGGCCUCGGGGCGGCUCCAGAGCGCGGCCGGCCCUCCGCUCCGCUCCGCUCCGCUCGGCCCGCCCCGUCCCAGCACGGCCGGCUGCCGGCAGCAGGAGCAGGCGAGGGCGGCCGCGGGUCCCCGUGCGGCGCGGCGGCGGCCCCGCAGGACAAAGUGAGGCAACCCCUGGGGGCCCUGCAAAGCCCCCCUGUAGGAUGGGGAGGGCUCAGCUUGGGCCCCCGAAGUGAAGUUCCUGGCUGUGCAGACUGCGGGGGAGCCAUGGGGGGCGCUGGCCCGCACGCGCACGACUGGGGAUCGGAGCGAAUCGAGCCCUGCGGGAUCAGCUGCAGUACCCGACAAAGCCCCCAGGUGGCCUGCAAAGCUCGUAUUCCGGCAACGGAGGCGGCCCCGGCUGCCGGAGUGAAUGUCGUCGUUGUGGUUGAUGGGAACUGCAUCCUCCAAUACACCCACCGGCAGUCACCUUGUUCCUGCCUCUCUGAUGGGGAGCCUCUCUUGCCCCGUCACCCUCCACCAACUUAUGGUGGGGUGCCCCCCAGCCCCACCAUUCCCCGGGGCCCAGCCUGUGGCCAAGAAGCUGGUCCACCCCCAUCCCGGAGGCUUCGUGGACUCAACGUUCACUGCUGCACCAAAGCUUGCCUGGGAGAUGAAGAGGAUCGUGCUGAGAGACACGUGCAUCGCAGAGCAACGUGUAGCCGCCUCACCCCGGUUCCCUUGCCCCACAGCCCCUCUGGGCCAUGGUUUGGAGUGGGGUGUCUGAGCGGGGGCAGGCCGGGGGCUCGGGUUGUGAAGAUAUGGGACCCACAGAGGUGCCCUUUGCUGGAGGAAGGAGACAUCAUUGCCAAGGUGAAUGGAGCAGAUGUCCGGGAUCUGCGGCCCGAAGAAGUGGAGACUGUCUUACAAGAGCACACGCGAGCUGGGGGUGUGAUCCUGCUGGUGGAGAGGAAAGGUCACCCCUCCUGGAGACAGCCCCAUGGAAACUGCUGUUUCAGACGGGAACACCUUUUGCCUGAUCACUCCCACAAUAAAGAAGUUCCACGAGACACUCCAAACCCUUGGGGAGGCUCCCCAGGUGACACUUUGGCUGUAACCAGUUUUGUGGGCCCUGAGCCCCGGGAUGUCCUUGUGUGUCCUGCUCGCUGUUCCCAGAGGCUGAGGCGGCCCCGGCCAGCAGGAGGGGCUGGAGAGCCCGCAUGUGGGACUGACGGCCCCAAAGAAGAAGAUGGCUGCAGCACCAGUAUCGUCAUACCAACCAACCAAGGUGGAACUGGGCUCACAGCCACCUCCUUGUUGCCCAAUCAAGAAGAGGGCCCCGUGCAUCAAGAGGAUGGGGGGCUUCUGGCACGGCUGUCCCACGGGGAAGUUGGGGGCAUCUUCCGCCAAGCAGGCAGCCGGGUGCGGAUGAGGGUUCGGAAUCGCAAGGAUGCAGGAGUUCCCAGCGAUUUGAACACUGCUGAUAUCGAUGUGGGUGAAAAUCCUCGGAGCCCCAGCUACCGCCUGCCUCAUCCCCAGGAACUGAAGGAGACGAGUCAAUACGCUGUGGAGCUGCUGCGAGGACCCAAAGGGUUUGGCUUUAGCCUGAGAGGAGGCAGUGAAUAUAACAUGGACAUUUAUGUCUUGGCCCUCAUGGAAGGUGGCCCAGCCCAGCAGUGUGGCAAGAUCCAGGUGAGCGACCAGCUGGUGGAGAUCAACGGGGCACCCACUGUGGGCAUGACGCACGCGCAGGCGGUGGAACACAUCCGGAGUGGGGGUAGCCGGAUACACCUGGUGCUCAAGAAGGGCAACGGCUUUGUUCCCGAUUAUGACCGUGGCUACAGCAAGAGUCCCACCAAGUUGCAGCAGGUGCCAGAGGCAGAGGACAAAGCCAGGCAACGGCGCCGGAGAUCAAACCUGCCUGGACCCCCACAACAUCAGGGACCGAACGUCUGCGACGGGGGCAGUCAGGAAGCGUCACCCAGUAACAGGCAACAGCUCCCGAAAACGCAGCAGCCUAACCGGCAGCACCGCAGCUCCACCAAGGCUGAGGGGGAUGAAGAAAACGAAGAGGGCGAAGGGGGCUGUAGGCAUCAGGAACAAGGGAAGACUGCGGGGGGUGGGGGGGACACCUGCAAGCUCCUUUCCCCCAGGCCCAGCAGGAAGUUACGUUCUGAUCUGGUCCCCGGUCCCUGGCUUGUCCCCAGCAAGGAACGCCUCUCCCGGGCUCUCUGGGGUGUCUGCAUGGGGCAGGGGGAGGAGGAGGAACCAAAGGGUGAGACAGGGAGGGGGAAGGGCAUGGAGGUGAAGAGGCGGAGCUAGAGCCCGCUCUCCUUGGUGCAUUGCAGAACUGCCCAGUGCCUGGGACAAAGGCACUGCCCGCCACACCCACCUGGACUAUGCAAUAUGAUCUUUUCCCAUUUUUUUGCUCCCAUUACUCCAUUCAUAAUAUUUAAUGGAAGCUUUUGUUUUUCUCUUGCCGCCAUCCCUCUUCCAUACUAUGCAGUGCUUCUUAUCACAACCCUCUCCCCCCUCAAAAGAACAAAACUGUCUUGUCGUCGCCACAUUCUUUGGGACUGUGUAAUGUAAUCUUCCAUUCAGCUGCCGCCAUCCAAGAGCUUCAGCAGUGACUGCCCUUUCUAAAACUUUCUGCCCCAAAAUCUCCUAGGGUGAUGGUUCCCGAGCAGCAUUCCUAGGAACUACAGAGUUUCCCAGAAGUUGAUCAGGAGUUCCUCAAUAAGGUUGGUGAUGGCAGGCAAGUUGUCCUAAAAGUGGGCAUACACAUGGUUGCCCAGCUACAGGGGCGUGAUGAACAUGUUCUAGGAUAUGCUCUCAUUUUGCACAAGGUGAUGGCUAAAAACAGGUCAGAUUGGACUGGACACAAACUUAAGGGGAACCCUACAACAUGCCCAGAGUUUGUAUUUUUUUAUUACGUUUUUAUGCCAUCCUUACUCAAAGGACCUCUGGGCCAUGUACAUCAUUUUCAUCUCCGUUUUUAUCCUCACAGCAACCUUGUGAGGCAGGCUAGUCUGAGAAUGGAGAGUGUGUGUGACUGUCCCGAGGUCACCCAAUGAGCUUCCGUGGCAGAUGGGGAUUCGAACCUAGGUCUCCCAGAUGCUGGUCU
Molecule: messenger RNA, 3589 nt
Organism: Eublepharis macularius
Lineage: Eukaryota; Metazoa; Chordata; Lepidosauria; Squamata; Eublepharidae
Exons: 11
Coding region: 1-2787 (928 amino acids)
Biological process (GO): signal transduction
Cellular component (GO): cytoplasm
Molecular function (GO): protein binding
Source: RefSeq, a predicted model, not a curated record